Molecule: messenger RNA, 6969 nt
Organism: Mobula hypostoma (lesser devil ray)
Lineage: Eukaryota; Metazoa; Chordata; Chondrichthyes; Myliobatiformes; Myliobatidae
Product: SH2 domain-containing adapter protein F-like
Exons: 7
Coding region: 57-1370 (437 amino acids)
Molecular function (GO): phosphotyrosine residue binding
Source: RefSeq, a predicted model, not a curated record
CAGUCGGCGGAGGCUCCGACGGGACCGGCCGGGCAGAGCGAUGCGCGGCUGCAGCGAUGGCCAAAUGGUUCAAGGAGCACUUGAUCUUCAAGAGCAACAAGGGUCCUCCGCAGCCCCCCAAACCCGACUACCGACUGCGCUCGGCCGGGCAGCCCGACAUCCUGGCCGCUUACAAGCUGCAGAAAGAGCGGGACUUCGAGGACCCUUACACCGGCUCCCGGGGCUGCGGCGCUCCGGCUCCGGGCUGCGGUGCCAGCUCUUGCCCGCUCCCCAACCCCGUCAAGAAAGGCGCCGCCGAGGUCAGGUACAUCUCGCCGAAACACCGGCUCAUCAAAGUAGAAAACCCCGAGAAAAACUGCGGUAAAUCGCCCGGAUCCCCCGAGGAUCAACAGGGCAAGGUCAUUAUUCUUGAAGAUUAUGCCGAUCCUUUCGAUGCUCAGGCUGGUGUGACCCAGGCUGGUCAGGAGAAAGUGGUGGGAAACGAUGGCUACAUGGAGCCGUACGAGGCCCAAAGAAUGAUGGCAGAGAUCCGCCGGAGAGGAUCAAAGGAUGCCUCCAACAAGCCGCUGCCUCUGUACGACACGCCCUACGAGCCCACGGAGAACGGCGGAGACUCGGACGCGGAAAGGGUGCCCUCUCACCGGCCUCGCGAGAGUCGUCUCCCCGAGGAUGACGAGCGGCCUCCUGGCGAGUACGACCAGCCCUGGGAGUGGAAGAAGGGCCGGAUCUCGAAGGCCUUCGCAGUGGAGAUUAAGGUAAUUAAAGAGCUGCCUUGGCCCCCACCAGUGGGACAACUGGACAGAGCCCUGCCGGACCACGAAGGGGACAUUCUGCCUUCUCACUGCCACCUCGUGCAUCAGCACCCGCUGCCACAGACGCAGCCCACGCUCGAAGACACCAGUGUUCAGUUUGAUGAGGCGGACAGCACUCAGCAGUCCCCACCCAAGGAGGAGAAGGUGUGGCACCACAAUCGCCUGUCAGGUUCGAACCUGAAAUCCCUGAAGCAGCAGAGCGUGGAGCUGGGGGAGAAGGUGGAGGCAGACCUGCCCCUCGUCAGCCAGACCUGGUAUCAUGGAGCUAUCAGCCGGACGGAUGCUGAGAACCUCCUGCGUCUGUGUAAAGAGGCCAGUUACCUGGUGAGGAACAGCGAGACCACCAAGAACGACUACUCCCUCUCGCUGAAGAGUAACCAGGGGUUCAUGCACAUGAAACUCACGCGGACCAAAGAGAGCAAGUACAUCCUGGGCCUGAACAGUCCCCCAUUUGACAGCGUGCCAGAAGUAAUCCACUACUACAGCAGUCGUAAACUGCCCAUUAAAGGGGCCGAACACAUGUCCCUCCUGUACCCCGUGGCUAUCAGAACACUAUAGCAAUGGCAGCAACUCCCACUGGCACAGGACUGUAUCGUAUGGGCACGCACACACUCCCUCACUCACACAGAGGCAGCCCUUUGAUCUUUGACCUUCAGCAUUGCCGAGCAGAACCAGAGGGACUGUCUUCAGACAUUGAUGGCACGAGGCUGCAGUUACCUUCACCCCAAUCACAACGUCCGAGAGAACACUGCGCACUGCAGACCCGAACCAUGGUGCCCCACCGGAAGCUGCAGUUUGCCUGCCGUAUUCACGGGAUUUAUCAGUGUUGCAAUUUCCUGCAAGUCUAGACUGCUGUCAAAAUCCUUACUUGAUGACUAUUUAUAUGCAGAGUUUUCCUGUUCGUGUCUAGGGGCUUUCUUGAGCCUGUGAGAUCUCCAGUUCCUCCAAGUGUAAGGGCACUGAACAACCCCCAGAUCUAGUCCUAAAUUCACAGUUUGUCUGAAAAAGUAGCAGGUUGGGAAGUUAUAACUGAUACUAUAUGCUGGUGCGUUCAAAGGUGAAUCAGUGGUACGAAGUGAGCAUCUUGUUGGACAGCGUAUAGAGAGCUCUACUCAGUAUUUGAAGGGACAGUAUGGAGAAAGCUAUUCUCUUAUGUCUAACCCCUGCUGUCCCUGUCCUGGGAGUGUAUGAAGGGAGAUUUACUCUGCAUGUAAACUGUGCUGUGUCUGCUAUGAGCAUGUGUGUUGGGACAAUGUAGAGGGAACCAUACUAAAUGUCUAACCCCUGCUGUCCCUGCCCUGCGAGUGUGUGGUGAGACAAUUAGAAAGAACUUUCUUCUGUACUUAACCUGUCCUGCUUCCAUCCUGGAGUGUGCAAUGGGUCUGUUUAGAGCAAGCCUUACUCUGUAACUAACCUAUGCUGUCUCUGUCCUGGGAGUUUGAAUUGGGGCAGUGUAGAGGGAGCUUUUCUCUGCACUGUCUCCACCCUGGGAAUAAAUGGGUCUGUUUAGAGUGAGUUUACUCCGUAACUAACCUGUGCUGUCUCCGUCCUGGGAGUGUGUGAUGGGUCAGUUUAGAGUGAGGCUUACUCUUUAUGUAACUUGAGUUGACCCUGUCCUGUGACCAUGAUCGAUAGUUGUGCGAAACUACGAAGGUUUCUCUCACAGGGACAUCUCUCACUCUGAAGAAAUGGAAGCCACAGUAAUACCCAGCACUUGACCACCCACUAACAACUGAGCUGUGCCAAGCACUGCUCUUGGGAAGAACAAAGACAACUUGUUCCUGGUGUUUAAUGGAAGAAAGGGUAUGAAACAUUCUAAAUAGUGGGGGUAGACAGGAGUUGCUUUCCUGAGAAACUACCAGUAAGUGGUGGCUGGGGAAAGAGUGCAGACAAGCUGAAGAGCUUUGAAAAUGGUCGACGUGGGAGUUAAUGAGGAAUCUAGUAAUUUACUGAAGGCAAGUACUUAAAAUGGGGGACUAAGAUGUCAUUUAUAUUCCAAUAUCACAAGCAGUAUUUUUUUUACAGUUCCCAACUCUAGUGGGUUUUAAAACUUGCCCUUAUACAUUCAUAGUAUCUGUUUACGUGCUCCGUUUCAAUGGAGAUAUUCCUUGUGGAGCAAUAGAGUUUUACUAUUUACAGCUUCGAAACUGGCCAUUCAGCCCACAUAGUUUCUGCUCCCCCCUGACCGUCCUCCCACACCCUUCUAUUCAUUCCCCACUCUAAUGUAGAAAUGAACCAUUUGGCCCAUCUAGUGCAGCCAGUGGCUAGGGUGCCACGGUAGCAUAGCUGUUAGUGCAAUGCAUUCCAGUGUACAGAGUUCAAUCCCAGUGCCGUCUGCAAGGAGUUUGAACGUUCUCCACAUGAGCACAUGGGUUUCCUGCAGGCGCUCUGGGUUCCUCCCACAGUCCAAAGACGUACCAGUGAAUAGGUUAAUUGGUCAUUGUAAAUUGUCUUGUGAUUAGACAAUAGACAAUAGGUGCAGGAGUAGGCCAUUCAGCCCUUUGAGCCAGCACCACCAUUCACUGUGAUCAUGGCUGAUCAUCCACAAUCAGUACCCUUUUCCUGCCUUCUCCCCAUAUCCCUUCACUCUGCUAUCUUUAAGAGCUCUAUCUAACUCUUUCUUGAAAGAAUCCAGAGAAUUGGCCUCCACUGCCUCCUGAGGCAGAGCAUUCCACAGAUCCACAACCCUCUUUGUGAAAGUUUUUCCUCAACUCCGUUCUAAAUUGUCCACCCCUUAUUCUUAAACUGUGGCCUCUGGUUCUGGACUCCCCCAACAUCGGGAACAUGUUUCCUGCCUCUAGCGUGUCCAAUCCCUUAAUAAUCUUAUAUGUUUCAAUCAGAUCCCCUCUCAUCCUUCUAAAUUCCAGUGUGUACAACCCCAGUCGCUCCAGUCUUUCAACAUCUGACAGUCCCACCAUCCCGGGAAUUAACCUCAUGAAUCUACACUGAGUGUUAAGUAGCCUCGUCGCUGGGCAGUGAGGCUUGUUGGGCCAGAAGAGCCUGUUCUGUGCUCUAUCUCUAAACAAACAAAUAAAUAAAUAAUAAAAUCGCUUAUGUGCUGAUCCCCUAGAGGAGCAAUCCCAAUGGUCCCAUUUCCUCUUCCUUCCCUGUCAGCUCUCCUCCCCGAGAGUAAGGGGUGUUACAGUAGCUACUUAACCUGUCAGCCCACACGCGCCUGGGGUGUGGGAGGAAUCCAGCACCCAGAAUAAACCCACACGGUCACGGGGAGAAUGUGAACAUUCUUUAUACAGACAGUACUGGAGGUCAGGAUCGAACCCAGCUCUCCAGAGCUGUGAAACAGCAGCUCUCCUCACUGUGCUACCGUGGGUCUAUCUGACCACCUAUUGAAACCAUUACUGCUAUUUGCCCCACCCAUGCCUCACGGGAGUGAGGGCCACAUUUCCAUCACUGCCUGGGGAAGCAGGUCUCCGAGUGGGUAGUCCAUCCCGUUCAAAAUGCCCCUAAUUCUGGCCUCCCACAAGGAGAAACAGCUCUCUCCCCCACUGAAUGCUGAUUUUAUUAAAGAUCUACAUGGGCUUCAGGACCAUAAGGCACGGGAGCAGAAUUAGCCUGUUGAGUCUUCCCCACCGUUCAGUCAUCCCUUUCAACCCCAUUCUCCUACCUUCUCCCCGUAAUCUUUGCUGCUCAUACUUAUCAAGAACCUAGUAACCGCCUCUUUAAUGAUGUGGCCUCCACAGCUGUCUGCGGCAAUGAAUUCCACAGAUUCACCACCCUCUGGCUAAAGAAGUCUAUCUUCAUCUCUGUUCUAAAGGGACAUCCCUCUACUCUGAGGCUGUGCCCUCUGGUCCUUGACUCUUCCAUCACUGGAAACAUUCUCUCCACAUGCCUGUCCUUUCAAUAUAACAGCAUAAGCUACAGGAGCAGAAUUAAGCCAUCUGGCCCAUCAAGUCUGCUCCGCUAUUUGCUCAUGGCUGAUCCAAUUCUCCUCUCAGCCCCAAUCUCCUGCUUUCUCCCCAUAUCCCUUCAUACCCUAACCAAUCAAGUAUCUAUCAACCUCUGCCUUAAAUAUUCAUAGACUUGGCCUCCACAGCUGCCUGUGGCAAAGAAUUCCACAGAUUCACCACUCUCUGGCUGAAGAAUAAAAAUAAAAAAUAGGUUUCAAUGAGAUCCUCCCUCAUUCUUCUGAACUCCAGUGAGUACAAGACCAGAACCAUCAAAUGCUCCUCAUAUGUUAACCCUUUCAUUCCCGGGAUUAUUCUUGUGAACCUCCUCUUGUUCCUCUCCAAUGGCCAGCACACCCUCUCUGCGAUAAAGGCCCAAAAUUGCUCAGCAUACUCCAUGUGCAGCCUGACCAAUGCCUUACAAAGGCUCAGCAUUGCAUCCCAUAACACUGGACCAUAAUGACACUCCUCUGUGUGGAAUCCUACAACAGGAUGAAUUGGGAGUGUGGGAGAGGUCUGAGGAGUUGGCCCAUUGAGGUUCACACUCGGUCUUCCUGAUCCCACCAAGACAGCUUGAGAAUUCCAGUCUUCUGGUCCCAGAACACAGGGCAGUGAGGUGGUUGGAUUUAUAUUGAACUCCCAUUCUGUGGGCUUCAGAGAAAGAAAUCUGUCUUCCUUCUGUGGAUCUAGACAUCAUCUCCAAUCCACACAUGGUUGAAUCCAGUGGUGACUGCCGACAAGGGUUGAGCAAUAAGAAAAAUGUCUCCCGGGGAGGCAAUGACAUAAGUCCAUGGGUGUUGUCCAUGCCUUUGACCUUCAGCCUGUGGCAUGGUGAACAACAGUGGUGACGGGUGUGUGGUUAUACUUGGGAGAGUGUAAUGGGCUACAUUGCAUUGCACCCGGUUGCUCAACAUGGAAGUUAGCACUCAACUAGAAUGCUGAUUGGUGGAGACACUUAGUGGGGUAGAGGUCACUGGGUUGGGAGACCAGGUUGGGGCCGUGGUGGGAUGGGGAGGUGGUAUGUCUACUGUUAAUCCUGGUGUGCAAAUGUUAGGAGAGGUCACAUCUGGAUUCAGCUGUGGCUAAAUGUCCAAACAUUCCAGAACGUGAAGAAUGAGCCAGGGAUGGCUAGAAGGACAUUGAGUCAGUCUGGUCUGGGUGUGAGCUCGGUCAGUCUGGUCUCUGGGUCAGUCUGGUCUGGGUGUGAGCUUAGUCAGUCUGAUCUCUGGGUCAAUCUGGUCUGGGUGUGAGCUUGGUCAGUCUGCUCUCUAGGUUAGUUUGGUCUGGAUGUGAGCUCGAUCAGUCUGGUCUCUGGGUUGGUCUGGUCUGGGUCUGAGCUCGGUCAGUCUGGUCUGGGUGUGAGCUCGGUCAGUCUGGUCUCUGAGUUGGUCUGGUCUGGGUGUGAGCUCGGUCAGUCUGGUCUCUGGGUUGGUCUGGUCUGGGUGUAAGCUCGGUCAGUCUUGUCUCUGGGUCAGUCUGGUCUGGGUCUGAGCUUGGUCAGUCUGGUCUCUGGGUCAGUCUGGUCUGGGUGUGAGCUCGGUCAGUCUGGUCUCUGGGUUGGUCUGGUCUGGGUGUAAGCUCGGUCAGUCUUGUCUCUGGGUCAGUCUGGUCUGGGUCUGAGCUUGGUCAGUCUGGUCUGGGUGUGAGCUCGGUCAGUCUGGUCUCUGGGUUGGUCUGGUCUGGGUCAGUUUGGUCUGGGUUAGUUUGGUCUGGGUCUGAGCUCGGUCAGUCUUGUCUCUGGGUUGGUCUGGUCUGGGUGUAAGCUCGGUCAGUCUUGUCUCUGGGUCAGUCUGGUCUGGGUGUGAGCUCGGUCAGUCUGGUCUCCGGGUUGGUCUGGUCUGGGUCAGUUUGAUCUGGGUGUAAGCUCGGUCAGUCUUGUCUUGGUUUGGUUUGGUCUGGGUUAAUCUGCCCUGGGUCAGUCUGGUUUAUGUCAUUUUGUCCUGGUUCAGUCUGGUUGGGUCAGUCUGUCCCUGGUUGUGAGAGGAGAGGAUGAGAAUGAAGUGAGCACAACCAGCUGAACUCCCACAACCAGUCAGCCCACUCUGCCUGAAGCUUUCACAAUGGCACAGUGAUUCAGAAGGAUCCCUUUAUGUGAUGCCCUGCACUGUGGAGCCGUUUCGGUAUGUUAUUUAUUAAAUUUAGUAACUGAUCUGACGCACUUGUGUCUGGGAUGUUGCAUCAAUGAUCAUUAAACUUCCAUGCUUGUUUAAUAUGCUCUCAGCUCUUGAUCUGGAGCAGCUAUGUCAAGGACACGU